Cryptotermes secundus is the source of this 1015-nucleotide messenger RNA. RefSeq names its product luciferin sulfotransferase. The annotation marks the transcript as partial. Gene Ontology annotation, cellular component: cytoplasm. The record is from RefSeq and is a predicted model, not a curated record. Gene Ontology annotation, molecular function: sulfotransferase activity. Gene Ontology annotation, biological process: sulfation. NCBI's taxonomy places the organism in Eukaryota, Metazoa, Arthropoda, Insecta, Blattodea, Kalotermitidae. The transcript is spliced from 6 exons.
UUUCAGAUAUGAAGUACUGGAGGGACCGCUCGUCGAGAGGUUCAGAGCUGCGAACCAAACUUUUGAAGGCGAUGGCAUUAUCAAAGUAUGGCCGCCCGGUUGCGCCAUGUUUGCCGAGUACCGAAACUACGCCGACAGGGUGCGACGCUUGGCAGUGAGGGAGGAUGACGUCUGGGUCGUGACAUACCCCAAAUCUGGAACGACGUGGAUGCAAGAAAUGGUCUGGCUUCUUGUCAACAAUCUGGACUACAAAACUGCCAGGAGCAUCCUCCAGACAGAGAGGUCACCCUAUCUUGAGACUGGGUGUUUGGUGAAAGAAGCAGCCAGAACUAAAGCAAACAUUAGAGAUUCUGUACGUGAAGUGGAGAUGCUGAAAUCUCCACGCUGUAUCAAGACCCAUCUGCCACUGCAAAUGUUGCCGGAACAACUGUGGACAGUGAGGCCCAAGAUCAUCUACGUGGCUCGGGAUGCGAAGGACGUCGCCGUGUCCUACUACAAUCACCACCGCCUCUUCUUUGGAUACGCCGGCUCAAUUCCAUAUGGUUCCGUGUGGGAUCACAUUUUGGAUUUCUGGAAGUUGCGCCAUGAACCAAACGUGAUAUUCACUACAUAUGAAGAGAUGAAAAAGGUAACAUCUCCCAUCUACCAUUUACAGGGCACUAAUAUCUUGAUGCACUUCACGGUGUAUCAUAUAGGAGUACAUACACUCAGAGAACUGGCGGUUCAAGUCCUGACACUUGCACUCACAGUGGGCGUGUGCCUUGGUACACGGACAGCAGACUUCCUGAACUGCACCCUGAACUCCGAAGAGAUGAAGCAACUCUGCGAUCACCUCAGCUUUGAGUCCAUGAAGAAUAAUCCUUCAGUAUCACAUGAAAUUGAAGUGGCUAAACUUCGCGGAAUGCAGACGAACAUAAAUGGAGAAAUACAGCCAUUUAUGAGGAAGGGUAAGGUUGGAAGUUGGAAGCAAGACAUCACGCCAGAAACAGAGAAGAAAUUAAACCUCUGCACCAAA